AAUUGCUUUAUAUGUAAGUGGCGCUACUAGAAUUUGUAGGCUAUGAUUGAACCAUGAACUUUCCACUAACGGCGGCGGCGGUUUUGGCUACCACUUUUUUAGUCCUCGUUUUUAUUCACAGCAUAUUUUUCCGGCGUAGCAAAAAUGCUGUUCCAAAAGUGCCGGCAGCCGGCUUCGCCUUGCCUAUAAUCGGCCAUUUCCACCUCCUCGCCUCAAAUGAGCGGCCAGCCCACAGAAUCUUGGCGGACAUGGCCGACAAAUACGGCCCUAUAUUCCGGCUGAGGCUCGGCGCCCGCGAGCUCGUGGUGGUGAGCGACUCGCGGAUCGCUAAAGAAUGCCUCACCGUCCACGACGCCGCCCUCUCGGGCCGGCCAAAGGCGAUUUCCUCGGAGCACUUCGGCUCCAACUACGCCAGCUUUGCGCUCGCCCCGGCCGGCCCGCUCUGGCGGGAAAUCCGCAAGGUCGUUGUGCUGGAGCUGCUGUCCAACCGCCGUUCUGACGCGCUCAGGCGCGUCAGGGAAUCGGCAUCGGAAAAAUUCGUCCGGGACAUCUUUCGGGCCUGGCUGACGGCCCGGAAGAAAGGUCUGUCCGAAUCCGAUGACGUUUUUCUGAUACUUGACAUGAAGGAGUGGUACUGGAAAUUAGUGAUGGGCGUAUUGUUCGGGAUACUCUUCGGGGAGAUGCACGAGGAAGAUUGGAGCGGGGCGGUGGCGACGGUGAAGAAAUUCUUUAGCCUUAUGGGUGCCCAGGUUGUGGGUGAUUACCUGCCAUGGCUGAGAUGGAUGGACAUAGGAGGUUAUGAGAAGGAGAUGAAAGGUGCUGCCAAGGAGAUGGACAAUCUUAUGGAGAGGCUGCUUCAGAAACACAAGAGUGAAAAGGGGGUGAAAUCUAAGGAGGAAGAGGACUUCAUGGAUACAUUGAUUUGCCAUUUUGAUUGUGGAAAAGAAACUGUGGAUGGUUUUGAUGCUGAUACACUUGUCAAAGCAACUUGCACGACUUUGUUGGGAGCAGGAACAGAGACAACUGCAAAUUCGUUAACUUGGGCUUUGUCUUUAGUAUUGAACAAUGACAGUGUGCUAGAGAAGAUCCAAGGUGAGCUUGAUAUGCAUGUUGGGAAAGAAAGGCUUGUCAACCACUCUGAUCUAAACAACUUGACUUAUCUUCAGGCUGUGAUUAAAGAAACAUUCCGACUGCAUCCACCAGCACCCGCCUUGUUACCCCAUGAAGCUAUACAAGACUGCGUGAUCAGCGACUACCGCAUCGUGAAGGGCACGCGGUUAUUGAUAAAUGUGUCAAAGAUUCAUCGCGAUCCAAAUUCUUGGCCAGAUCCUGAGGCAUUUGAACCAGAUAGGUUCUUGACAAAUGAGCACAAAGAAGUGGAUGUGAGAGGGAAACACUUUGAACUAAUCCCUUUUGGAAGUGGAAGGAGAGUGUGUCCUGCAGUUUCUUUUGGACUUGAAAGUGUGCAAUUGGGUUUAGCCAACGUUAUUCAUGGGUUUAAUGUGAGAAGGCCUUCAGAUGAGCCGAUUGACAUGACGGAAUACGGUGGCCUAUCUGGUGGUAAGGCAACUCCAUUGCAAGUUCUCAUCACCCCACGAUUACCUACUCGUAUCUACCUUAAUUUGAAACAUGUAACUUGAUAAAUCAAAAGUUUGUGUAUUACUUUUACACCGUGGGGUCGGGGAGGAGGGCUGGGGAAACCCCGAGUUUCGAACCCGAGACCUCUCGUAUGGGGGAGAGGAAGCAGCGAUUAGCUGAGUUGGACCGUUUUUUUCAAAAGUGUUUGUAACUUGAUUUAUAAGUUAACUAGAAAUAAAACCCGAUUUAAUAUGUAAUUAAAGCUUAUUUGUGAAUGAUAUGGCGUAUACCAUGAUGUAUUAACUUGAUUUAUAAGU
Cuscuta epithymum is the source of this 1895-nucleotide messenger RNA. The record is from the annotation of a GenBank genome assembly. Lineage: Eukaryota; Viridiplantae; Streptophyta; Magnoliopsida; Solanales; Convolvulaceae.